GAAACCGUCAUUUUGUCCUUCCCUCCAACUAUAACCCACAUACGUGAACUUCAAACGACAGGUUUGCGGGUCACCGGUGAAUUGAAUCCGCGGGGAAUUUCCUAUCUGAGUGAACAGGCAAUGUGAUCUCUUCGGUGCCAUGGAGGGGACGUGUAUGGAGCUGGCUCUAGAAGGGGAGAGACUUUGUAAAGCUGGUGACUGUCGCACCGGCGUCCAGUUCUUCGAGGCCGCCGUGCGCAUGGGCACAGAUGACCUGAAGACGUUGAGCGCCAUCUACAGUCAGCUUGGGAAUGCUUAUUUCUACCUGCAAGAGUACGGCAAGGCUUUGGAGUACCAUAAGCAUGACCUUAACUUGGCCAGAACCAUCGGAGAUAAAGUUGGUGAAGCAAAGGCUAGUGGAAACCUCGGGAACACACUAAAGGUCUUGGGGAAAUUUGAUGAGGCCAUAGUGUGUUGUGUGCGACACUUGGAUAUAUCCAGAGAACUCACAGAUAAGGUGGGUGAGGCACGAGCCUUGUAUAACCUAGGAAAUGUUUACCAUGCUAAGGGCAAGCAUGCUGGGAAGAGCGGUCACCAGGACCCAGGCGAGUUCCCGCCAGAGGUUAAGGACUGUCUCCAGAAAGCUGCUGAAUAUUACGAGGAGAACUUGGAACUGGUGCGACAGUUGGGGGAUAGAGCUGCCCAGGGGCGUGCCUGCGGUAAUCUUGGCAACACGUACUACCUUCUUGGAAAUUUUAGUCAGGCCAUCGUUUACCACGAAGAACGGCUAGCAAUCGCAAAAGAAUUCGGAGACAAAUCUGCAGAGAGGCGGGCGUAUAGUAACCUUGGCAACGCACAUAUAUUUCUAGGGGAAUUUGAUGUUGCUGCUGAACAUUAUAAAAAAACGCUACAAAUCGCCAAACAGUUAGGAGAUCGAGCAUUGGAGGCUCAGGCCUGUUACAGUUUAGGGAAUACAUUUACAUUGUUACGAGAUUACGAACAAGCCAUAGAGUACCACAUGAGGCAUCUAAUGAUUGCACGGGAACUCAGCGACCGCGUAGGAGAGGGACGGGCCUGCUGGUCACUGGGCAACGCACACACAGCCCUUUGCAACCAUGAAACAGCUUUGCAGUUUGCCACGAAGCAUCUGGACAUUUCUAAAGAGAUAGGAGAUCAAACAGGGGAGUUAACUGCUCAGAUGAACUUGGCAGACCUCAAAAAAAUGUUGGGUAUAAACUGUACAGUGAGCAGUGUGGAACAGGAUCUCAGCAGUUUUGGAUCUGACAGGGACAGCAUCCUGUCCUCACCUACAAACUCAGAAUAUGACAAAACAGAUGCUGGAGUUGCCAGACGACAUAAUCGGGUGCGGAGACUGAGCAUGGAGAACAUGGAGUUGGUCAAGAUUACACCAGAGAAGGCAGCAGCCAAUGCCCAGGCUGCAGGAGCUAAGCCAAAGGCCGCCAAGUUACAGAAGUCGGUAACCAUUGCUGGAGACGGCGACCACAAUGGCAAGCUGAGUCGCCAUAAUGCCCCGCUUGAACGACCCAGAACGGCAGAUCUAACAAGCAAAGAUCAGCAGCGGUACACGGCUGACAUGAUGGAUGAUGACAGUUUCUUUGAGCUACUCAGCCGCUUUCAGAGCCGCAGAAUAGACGACCAGAGGUGCUCAGUCCGUGUGAUGGACACCAAGCCGAAUGAGCUGCAAGGGAACGGAGCUGCUAAGAAAACUAUCAUGACAUCUCCCGGGGCAGAAGAGUUCCUGGACAUGGUGGCAGGUAUCCAGUCCUCCAGAAUAGAGGACCAGCGGGCGUGUCCGCCACGCUUCCCAGGGCUCAACUCUACCCAGGUGGUGGAGGAAUACCUGAGGAAGGAGAAACAUGACGAUCCUGUACCUGAUGAUAACUUCUUUGAAAUGCUGAUGAGGUGUCAGGGCUCACGACUAGAAGAGCAGAGAAGUUCGUUACCCAAUCAGAGAUCCGCUCCUACCGUUCCAGAUGAGGAUUUUUUCAGUCUUAUACAGCGGGUUCAGUCCAGUAGAUUAGAGUCGCAGAGGACGAACAUGCCUCUGAAGCAGGCCAACGCUAGCAGUGGGACAUCAGGCAAGAAGAAGAAAAAGUGAAGACACACAGAAUGGCUGAUGGAAAGUGAAAGUAGAUUGACACAUUGAUGAGAAGAGAUGAAAGAGAGAUUGAAAGUGUAUGGAACUUGGAUAUACAAAAGUGAAAGUAUACAGAGACCUAGGUUUGCAUGAAAUUGAAAGUGAACAUAAGUGAAACCUUGGGAUGGUCAGGUUAAAUUGAUAAGCAAAAAGUGUAUAUACCCAGUGCAUUCCUUAAUGAGAAACAGCCUAGUUAAUGGCUUGGAUAAGUUUUGAUCUACAUGUACUGUAGACUCUGACAAAGAGAAAGACAGGCUGAUGAAUUUUUGAACAGACAGAGGAGAAAGUGGGGAUCUUGAAUUCAGAUCAAAAAUCUGAAAAUCUAGUGAAUUGAAGAUGGAGUACAAAAGACAUAUGCUUGUCAGACAUUUGUGGCAGUGCUGAUUCCUGAUGACGGAAACAGAAGACAGUGUGGCAUGCAGGAAUGAAGACUAGGUGAAGAUGGCAGGCUACAUUUCAGCAAACGACAUAUUCACUCUAGCCACAAUGGGCCUACAGUUCUGUAUGAACAGUGUGGUGUGAUCCUGAAUAUUAUUAAACACACUAGCUUUUCACAUUGUUGAUAGGAUUCCAGUGCAGAGAAGAUGACGUUCUGAGGAAUCUUAAGUGCAGGCAAGGGUAAAUGUAUAGGUCUGGCAUGAAAGCCCCAAAAAUGCAAGGUGUAGGAUGGAAUGCUUCUAGUGGAUCUUGUAAUACUCUAAUCUUAACCAUCUCACUCACAUGUGAAGCCAGUGAAGAUAGAUGACAGUCCAGAUAGGACACAUCCAAACAGAACUACGCAUUUGUUGUUGUUGUUAGAUAUGUUAUAUAAUAUACUGCUAGUCUCUGUUAAUGCUGAUAGCAGCUUGCAUGCGAUACACUUAAAGAUCAAACUGUUACACCUUGGGUGCGUAACGUGGUAUUCAGCCUUACCUGGCAGCCUUGUAUUUUUUUUUGUCUGAAUGCCAUUGAACUGUUAAGUUUUCCUCUGCUCUUUUAGAGGAGGAGUUAUUCCCCUUCCUUAUACUCUUCUGUGCAGUAGUCCAGAAGACAAGCGGAAUCUGAUAUGUUGAGCAUAUUCUUGAUCUGAUACAUCAAAACACCAUAUAUUGUACAAUGUAGUGUCAUUAAACAUCAUUAAAAUUGGUAUGAGCAUGUGUGACUUACAAUUAGACAAAUUUGGAACUGCGAAGAACGUCUCAUGCCUACAGGAUCCUUUUAAUUAAAAUCAUGGCAUUACAAAAUCAGCAUGGUAUGAGUCACAGUUUAGAAAAACAGUCAGAACUGUAU
Molecule: messenger RNA, 3406 nt
Organism: Liolophura sinensis
Lineage: Eukaryota; Metazoa; Mollusca; Polyplacophora; Chitonida; Chitonidae
Product: G-protein-signaling modulator 2-like
Exons: 13
Coding region: 140-2098 (652 amino acids)
Biological process (GO): establishment of mitotic spindle orientation
Cellular component (GO): cell cortex
Molecular function (GO): GDP-dissociation inhibitor activity; G-protein alpha-subunit binding
Source: RefSeq, a predicted model, not a curated record